Thlaspi arvense is the source of this 2225-nucleotide messenger RNA. Lineage: Eukaryota; Viridiplantae; Streptophyta; Magnoliopsida; Brassicales; Brassicaceae. The record is from the annotation of a GenBank genome assembly.
GGGCAAAACGGAAACGGUAACCGUCUCUGUUUCAUUCUGCAACAACACCUUUCUUUUUUGUUUUCCUCUAUUUUUUUUAAAAAAGAGAGAGAAAAAAAAACAAAUAUUAAGUUUCAGAGACUCUGCUUCUCUCGUGUUUAUAUAUCCAAACAAAUGAAUGUGUUAAACCCUCACUCUUCCUUCUCUCCACACAAAUCCUAAAUCCAUUUUUCUUCACCUCUCUCUUCUUCUUCUUCUUCUUUCCCAUCUUCUUCCUUUUUCACUCACAUAGAUCCCGACGAGUUUUCCACCGUCGACGACCGGUUAUGGAGAUGGAAUGAGGAUCCGCCGUCUCGGCGAUUGCGAUUUUGUUUCCCGACUUCGAUAUGAAUUUGUUCUGCGGAGAGGAACAUUCCGGCGUGUUUUCCGGUGAAUCAACGGCUGAUUUCUCGUCGGAGGAGGUCGAUUCAUGGCCCGAUGAUUCAAUCGCCAGCUGUAUCGAGGACGAGAGGCACUUUGUUCCCGGACUUGACUAUCUCUCUAGAUUCCAAUCUCAAUCUCUCGACGCUUCCGCUAGAGAAGAGUCCGUCUCAUGGAUACUCAAGGUACAAGCGUAUUACAACUUUCAGCCUUUAACGGCGUACCUCGCCGUUAACUAUAUGGAUCGGUUUCUCUACGCUCGCCGGUUACCGGAAACGAGUGGUUGGCCAAUGCAGCUUUUAGCAGUGGCAUGCUUGUCUUUAGCUGCCAAGAUGGAGGAAAUUCUCGUUCCUUCUCUUUUUGAUUUCCAGGUUGAAGGAGUGAAGUAUAUAUUCGAAUCAAAGACGAUAAAGAGAAUGGAACUUCUUGUUCUGAGUGUGUUGGAUUGGAGACUAAGAUCCGUUACACCAUUUAGCUUCCUCAGCUUCUUUGCUUACAAGAUCGAUCCUUUAGGAACCUUUCUCGGGUUCUUUCUCUCGCAUGCCACAGAGAUUAUACUCUCCAACAUAAAAGAAGCGAGCUUUCUUGAGUACUGGCCAUCGAGCAUAGCUGCAGCUGCGAUUCUAUGUGUAGCCAACGAGCUCCCUUCUCUAUCAUCUGCUGCAAAUCCCCACGAGAGCCCUGAGACUUGGUGUGACGGGUUGAGCAAGGAGAAGAUCGUGAGAUGUUAUAGGCUGAUGAAAGCAAUGGCGAUAGAGAAUAACCGGAGAAACGCACCGAAAGUGAUAGCUAAGCUUAGAGUGAGCGUAAGAGCAGCAUCUACAUUGAUGAGGACAAGUGAUGAAUCUUCUUUCUCAUCAUCAUCAUCAUCUUUGUCAUCUCCUUGUAAAAGGAGAAAACUAAGUGACUACUCAUGGGUAGGUGAUGACAAAUCAAGCUCUGAAUAAAACAUGGGGGGAAGUAGAAGAGUAUAACAAGAAGUACAUAGGUGAUAAUAAGUGAGUGAUCAAGAGAAGAGAAGAUACUAAGAAGAAGAAAAAGUAUAAUUAGUGGGGAGUUAAUUAAAUUAGAGUGUUUCCAUCCAAAGGGGAAGGAAUAAGAAUUAAUGAAAUAGUGUUUUUUUUUACAACUUUUAUGGGAAAAGGGUUAAAAAAAAAAAAGGGUUUUGGUUGGGUGGGAGAGACAAUGCUCAUCAUUAAUGGCUUUGCAGAUUCCCAAGGAGAAAAGAAGAAAAAGAAAGUUGAGUGUAAACACACGUGUGAGAAGAAAAGAUCCAUGAGUGUGUGUGCGUGUGAGAGAGUGAAGGGCAUCAUCAUACAUUACAGUCACAGGUAGUGAGUGAGUGAUAAGACGGGGAGCGUGUGGAAAGAUUUCGAGUAAAAAAUUGAAAAUUUUCAGACAGACAGAGAGAGAGGCCUUUGUCUUAAUGGAUCGCAGCAGUUUGUGGGCCCUAAGCUCCUUUUGGGUGGUCACCAAAAUCCCUCCCCCGCCCCCCCCCCUCAAGUUGCGAAGUAUAUAUAUUUGUUUUUUUGGGAGUGAUGUUUUGAUAUUUUGAUUUCUUUGUGUGCGACUGCACGUGCCGGAGGCGUGUGUCGCACGUGUUUGUUUGUGUUCUCUUCAAAUCUUUUAUUUUUGGCGGGAAUUUUUUGUGUUUUGAUUUGUAUAACACGUUCCCACGACUCCGAAUGAGUUUUGCUACGGAACGUUCAUCUCAUAUACAUACGUGUAAGGUGUCACGUGUGUAUAUAUAUAAUUUUUUUUUUUUCUAUUCUGAAAUGUUAAAAUUUGUUGUCUAUAUUAAAAACACUUAUUUCAAAUCUAUGAAG